This is a messenger RNA of Toxotes jaculatrix (banded archerfish), 654 nucleotides long. It is a transcript of the gene pianp, whose product is annotated as PILR alpha associated neural protein. Gene Ontology annotation, cellular component: membrane. The record is from RefSeq and is a predicted model, not a curated record. The transcript is spliced from 4 exons. Gene Ontology annotation, biological process: regulation of immune response. The coding region runs from base 1 to 654 and encodes 217 amino acids. Lineage: Eukaryota; Metazoa; Chordata; Actinopteri; Toxotidae.
AUGGAGAGAUGUUCCAUCUCUCCUGUCGCACGACUGACUGCCCUCGUCUCUCUCCUCCUGGUUGCUCUGGUGACACAACCCUCCACCUGUAACCGUGACGACACCGAGGGCGAGGAGCAGGUGGACGCCCUGUCGGUCCAGCUGUCUGUCACGGCCCAGGUUACACCCACCCCUCUGUGGGCAGUGGUCUGGGGUCCCACACAGCCGCUGGAGGAUGAGACCUACCACUUAUUCUCCAGCCAGGAAACUGACCCCUUGCAUCAGCACGGGAACCAGCAGGAGGCCAGCACCACCACCACAUCUGAGGACUGGCCUUAUCCUGACGCAAGCAUCCAGCCCCAAGACCAGACACUGCUGGAGUCCAGGGAGCAGGAGGGAGUGGAGGAUGGAGGGACGGAGGCGGAGGAGACAGAGCCUGAGGAAGUGGACCCUCAGUUCUACGUCACCGUGACCAUCUCCUCGCUGCUCAUCCUGACGGCAGUCGUCAUUAUAGCCAAACUCUGUUACGAUCGCAGCUGUUCCCAGCAUCCGCCCCCGCUUUCCCGUGGCGUGGCACCCCCCCUCUCCCUUGCGCUCCCUCGUUCCCUCGCAUCGGAGGACAGCCGGCAGACGUUGCACAGCACCUCCUCCUCCUUCACCGACAGGGAGAGGUAA